This is a messenger RNA of Acanthoscelides obtectus, 3786 nucleotides long. The record is from the annotation of a GenBank genome assembly. Lineage: Eukaryota; Metazoa; Arthropoda; Insecta; Coleoptera; Chrysomelidae.
GUACGAUCUCAUACGGUAAACAUCGUACUGGUGGGAGAGCUAGAUUGCCGGCCGUGCAGCACGGACCACGCAGUUCUCCAUCGACUAGUACUAAACAAAUGAAAAUCGCUGCCGGGUGACAAAAUCUAAACAUUAACUGUUAUACUUUCAUUCAUAGCAUUGCGAAAAUAAUAUGCAUUGAUGGAUGUUCGGACCCCCGAGUUUGCACAGUGAUUGAGCUAUGCAAGGCUUCUUUUGAUGUCAGGUCAUCGAAUGUUGAUUAACUAUUGAUCUUGAUGAACAUGGAGCUGGUUCUUCAUGGUAACAAGUGAAAGUUCUUCAUCGCGUUGAAAAAUAGGAGCUAAGAAUGGUGAUCAAAGAGCAAAGCCUGGUCCUUCGCAGUCUUCCAAACUCUGUUGCUAUGUUCAAUUUGAGGUCUGGUCUGAUAUACGAAACAAAUGAAAAAUGAAAAUUUCAAAGACUACCUAGGAACUUCUGCUUUUCUGGAAUAACUAAGCAUAUCAUCUCCAGCUGUAGAAACUUCUGCAUUCCGGCAGGCCCUACCCCAAAUCCUUGCAGUAUGUGUCAAGAAUGUACUGCUGGCUUCUUACGGCUUGACUUUGGGUUUCCCUACAAUUUUAAUCCCAAGUCUAUCUGGAGAUGAUCCUAAUGAAGAAAUCACUAUGGGAGUAGAAGAGAUCUCAUGGAUUGGUUCCUUGAACUUAAUACUGGUACCACUUGGAUGCAUCUUCUCGGGACCAAUCACUCACAAUCUUGGUCGAAAGCUCACCAUGCAGCUGGUUACUAUACCGUUUAUAGCAGCUUUUCUCAUAUUCCACUACUCCACUAGACCAUGGCACAUUUUCUUGUCACUUAGUAUGACUGGAUUCACUGGAGGAUUACUUGAAGCCCCGGUCCUCACUUACGUAGCUGAAGUCACUCAGCCUCACCUAAGGGGUAUACUUUCUUCAACAAGCACUGCAGCCGUCUCACUGGGAAUCCUCGGCGAAUUCUUGCUGGGUACUUUCAUGUCUUGGCGCACAGUCAGCUUAGUGAACUGCUCGAUGCCAAUACUGUCUUUCAUUUUGCUGACAUUUGUCCCGGAAACGCCAAUCUUUCUUCUUAGCAACAACAAAUACGAGGAGGCCAAAAAGAGCAUAGCAUGGCUAAGAGGAUGGACGACUCCCGCAAACAUCGAACCUGAGUUCCAAGAGCUCUACAGACAGUUGAAGCAGAAGGAAAGCGAGGAGGAACCGAGUAGGAUACAACUGCUACACAACCUUGCGAAGAAGACAUUCCUCUGUCCUUAUUUUAUCGUAUCUUUAGCGUUCGGUCUAGGUAGUUUCAGUGGUAACCAACCCCUUCAGACGUAUGGAAUCAAAAUAUUUUCUGCUGUUAAGGCGCCCAUUGACAGAUACUAUGCAACGGUCAUUAUUGGUGUUGUACAGUUGCUGGGAUGCGUGAUAUCUGUUAUCAUCAUCCACGUUAUAGGAAAACGAAUUUUAAACUUCAUUUCACUCCUAGGGUGCGGUAUAUGCUUCGUCAUUGUUGCUACUUAUAUUUACAGUAUUGAUAUCAGAUACAUCGAUGACUUUGGUCCAAAAGAUGCGACUGCUCUUACUUCUGUGGAAAUGGGAAGCAGUCAAUGGAUCCCAGUUGUGUUCUUGAUUUUAUCAUCAUUCUUUUCGUAUCUUGGAAUACGCAUAUUGCCCUGGGUGCUUACAGGGGAGGUGUAUCCCAACGAAGUAAGAGCUACCGCUUCUGGGCUUUCAGGAGGUAUUGGUUAUCUCUUCAAUUUUCUGGCUAACAAAACUUUUCCUAGUUUAGUCACUCAUAUUACGUUGCCAGGUGUGUUUUGGUUGUAUGGCUCUGUGGCACUCGUAGGGACCAUACUUUUGUACUUUUUCUUGCCAGAGACUGAAGGAAAGUCUCUUUAUGAGAUAACGGAGCAUUUUGCUGGAAACAGUAAGUUAAGCAAUAAAGUGUACCGAAGAAAAAGCGCACAGAAGACUGAGAAUGGACAGAGUAAUGCUGCGUUUGAGCACGACGAGAAUAACAUGAUUGAGAGUAAAUUAUAGAUCCUGCAAAAGCAAAAAGCUAUGAUUUUACUAUCGUAUGUAAGACGUGUAAAUAUGAAUGCUCCAGAAGAUGAUCCAUUCUAGAACAUUAAGAGCAACUGCAAUAUAACGCUUGCACAACUCGAGAAAAAGACAUAUUUUUAAUUUUAUCGUUAUGACUCAAAACUCAUGUCAUCGAUUCUUAGCCCAAAUUUUUCGUACUUCCAAAAUAUAUUUUGCGUUUCAUAAAAAAGGAUUAUUUACUGAGCCUUUUAAAGCAAAACCAGAGCUGUAGUUAUACUUAACAAAUGCGUCAUUUUAGUUUCUCCACAGCCAUGCAUCAGGCUUCAGCAAAAGCAUCCAAAAAUGUAUCAGAAAUUCGAAAAUAUUCCAAAUCUUUCACUUGAAAAUGAAAUAUAGAAUAUAAAGCAAUAACUAAAUUUCGUGAAACAGUUUUAGGCUUCUCGUUCAGAAUAAAACUAUUGAGGCAAAACUUUGCAAAGAGGAACAGAAAAUAAUAUGAACAAAUAUAUUUCCAUUUGAGCAGAUUAAUAAUUACAUAUUGUUAUGUCAUUCUCAAUUUUGUCUCUUGUAAUUUGUUUUAGUGAUUAUUUAUUUUUAUACAGUACCGUAUCGUUUUUUCAAAUACCAUAUUUUUUUAUUCCAUUACCUAAAGCUUUGCAAACUGGAACAGAAGAUAAUAUGGACAAAAUUUAUCUCUUGUAAUUUGUUUUAGUGAAUAUUUAUUUUUAUAUGCACCUUAUCGUUUUUUCAUAUAUUUCUUUGCACCCUUACCUGGUGUCUCAUUUAUGUAUAUUGUUAUGUGUGAUUUUAUAGAUAAACUGCCAAUCGGAGAGUGAAUGUAUUCAGGACUCAACUACAUGAAAUUGAUGGUUAUAUUUUAUCUGGUCGCUGACAUAUUGCGCUAUCAUUUCCUAAAUACGCUCAUUUAUUCAAUAAUAAAUUUAAUUAUAUGUAGCGAUAUAAGGUUGAUAUACUCUAGCAUUUUGUAGACUAUAGAAAAUCAUGAUCUAGCGUCCCAGGAUUUUAUGAGUUAACAUACUUUUUUAUAGUAUGAAAUUGUGAUAUUUGUAUUAUCAAGACAUAUCUUGUAAGUAAAUAUACUGUUAUAUAAAAUAUGGUAAUAAAAAAGAAUGUUCUGUUUUAUCACUUUACUGAUUAUUAUGCUAGUAAUUUUCAACAUCAUAGUCCGGUGAAGGUAACUUUUUGUUACUCUAUCCGGUAAGAUCGACUACUCUCAUUCGAAAUGUUUUUUAUACCUAAGCAGCCGCGCUAGCAGAGGCUUAAAUACCAGGGUACCGCGGCUGCUAUGAGGAGCUUAAAGAAACUUUGUUAAACAGAUUUUUGAACUACCUAAGGUUAGUAAAACUGGGAAAUGCCUCCUCAGGUAGAUUGUUACACAUUCUCGAUAUCUUAGACUCAAGAGAGUGGUCGUAUCGACCAAUUCUGGAUGAACAAAGUUCGACACAGUUGUCAUGGGAGGCCCGUCGGUGCGAAGGAUUCCGAGACUGUCCGUUAGUGAAGAGUCAUCGAUAAGCCGGACAGCCCUCCUCUGAAUAGCAUCGAGCAUGGAUAAUGUAGUUGACAGCACCCAAUGCAUGUGAGCAGUACUCAAGGCUAGGUAUUAUCUGAGUAAAGAAGUCGUGUGGAGAAAAGUACUUCUUAGCCCUAAAUAAAUAGCCUAGUUUUUAGAUGAGAUGUGUUCUUCUUGUUAGUCAAUAAACUUGCG